CAUUGACAGUGUUUAACAGACUCUGAUCCUCUUUUAUAUUCUGAGCUCCGUGCGGUCGUGAUUGCGCUGCUAACAGUGUGAAAUAAAUAAACCAACAAAUGGAGACACUAUACAAUGUACUGGGCUUGGAGUGGAUGGACGGAAGCAGCAUUUUGAUAUUUCUGUGUGUGUUUCUGUUGUUGACUGAUUUUAUGAAGCACAGAGCACCGAAGAACUUUCCUCCUGGACCGUGGUCUCUUCCUUUGAUUGGAGACCUUCAUCGCAUCGAUCCCAGCAGAAUGCACCUACAGUUCACAGAGUUUGCAGAGAAAUAUGGGAAGAUUUUCAGCCUUCGUCUCUUUGGUGGAAGGAUUGUGGUCAUUAAUGGAUACAAGCUUGUGAGAGAGGCCCUGGUCGAGAAAGGAGAGGACUUCACAGAUCGCCCCGUCAUACCUCUUUUUGAAGCAUUAGUUGAGAAUAAAGGUCUGGUGGGAUCCAAUGGCAAUCUUUGGAAGCAGCAGAGGAGAUUUGCUCUUCAUACACUCCGAAACUUUGGUGUUGGCAAGAAGACUCUGGAGCCAUCCAUCCAGCAGGAGUGCCAAUAUCUCACUGAGGCUUUCGCCCUUCAGCAAGGCAAACCUUUUAAUACCCAGUCACUUAUCAACAAUGCUGUGUCGAACAUCGUCUGCUGCUUGGUGUUUGGGCAUCGUUUUGAGUACACUGAUGAGCAGUUCCAGCAAAUUCUUCGGGACUUUAGUGAGUUAGUGUACUUGGAGGGAAGUUUCUGGGCACAGGCUUACAACAUAUUCCCCUGGCUGAUGAAGUGGCUGCCUGGACCUCACCAGAGGAUAUUCAUAUUGACACAAAAGAUAAUUGACUUUGUAGAAAUCAAGAUCAAAGAACACAGAGAAGGUCUUGACCCCUCCUCACCAAGAGACUACAUCGACUGCUUCCUCACAGAGAUGGGAGAGAAGGAGGACAAAGAUUCUGGUUUUGAUUUAAAGAAUUUGUGUAUAUGCACUCUGGACCUGUUUGGUGCUGGAACUGAAACCACUACCACAACUUUACACUGGGGACUUCUCUAUAUGAUCUACUACCCUCACAUACAAGAGAGAGUCCAGGCUGAGAUAGAUACUGUCAUUGGUUCAUCCAGACAGCCCUCUAUGACUGACAGAGAGAACAUGCCCUAUACUAAUGCAGUCGUCCAUGAAAUCCAGAGAAUGGCCAACAUCAUCCCCCUAAAUUUGGCCCACAUGGCAAGCAAGGACAUCACUCUCGACAAGUACACAAUCCCAAAGGGCACCAUGAUCCUGCCCACAUUGGACUCGGUUCUACAUGAUGAGUCGAUGUGGGAAACUCCACACUCCUUCAACCCUCAACAUUUUCUGGACCAGGACGGCACAUUUAGGAAGAGGGAGGCCUUCUUUCCUUUUUCAGCAGGUAAACGUGUGUGUCUCGGGGAGCAGCUGGCCAGGACAGAGUUAUUCCUCUUCUUUACCUCCCUCCUUCAGAGGUUUUCUUUCUCAGCAGCGGCUGGAGAGCAGCCCAGUCUGGAGUUCAAGUUAGGAGCUACUCGCUGCCCCCAACCUUACCGCCUCUGUGCUGUACUACGAUAAACCACCAAACUGAACCACAGUGAAUCACUGUGUUACACUACAUUUAUCUUAUAAUCAGUCCCUCCAGAAAAACGUUUUUUUGUGAUCGUUGCGGGCCAAAAUCCUUGAUUAAGCGGCACGUUUUGUUAAAAAAUAUGCGGCAAUUUAUGCAAUUUUAUGUGAUGAAAUUGCGGGUUUGCAGCUUUUCGAUGGCGUUCACGUCGCGUAAUUACGUCACUUCAUAACGUCACUUCAUAACGUUCCCAUGGCAACAGGGGAAAAUGGUUGCUCUUGUGUGAAGUAAACGCAAUAAGAUAUAUGUGACUUUUUUGCAACGAAAAUGCGGGGAUUAUGAAAUCAUGCAAGCCCUGCAUAUUUUGCGCGGAAAUCUGCAAUUUAUGCGGCGAAAUUGCGGCGCAUUUGAAAAAAAUGUGGCCCCCGCAUAAAUACUUUGACUGAUUAUGCAUUGAAUUAUGCUUUCGCAUUAUCGCGUUUUUCUGGAGGGACUGUAUUAUAAUACGGGAAGAAUAUCUGCUGUAUUGUUCUUUUCCUAUAUUUUGAGUUGUAAAGUAUAUAGUAUAGUCUGGUUAUAAAGUGUGAG
Messenger RNA from Dicentrarchus labrax (European seabass), 2175 nucleotides. Its product is annotated as cytochrome P450 2J2-like. The transcript is spliced from 9 exons. The record is from RefSeq and is a predicted model, not a curated record. NCBI's taxonomy places the organism in Eukaryota, Metazoa, Chordata, Actinopteri, Moronidae. Gene Ontology annotation, cellular component: intracellular membrane-bounded organelle; cytoplasm. Gene Ontology annotation, biological process: xenobiotic metabolic process. The coding region runs from base 99 to 1595 and encodes 498 amino acids. Gene Ontology annotation, molecular function: iron ion binding; oxidoreductase activity, acting on paired donors, with incorporation or reduction of molecular oxygen, reduced flavin or flavoprotein as one donor, and incorporation of one atom of oxygen; heme binding.